CCAAGAUUCCAUGUAAAAGGCUUCCCGACCGGACUUUGAACCUUCCCAUUGGAGACAGCCAAAGGAACCGUGUCCAUCUUCUUCGGUUCCUCUGCCUCUCUCACAAAAAUUUUAUUCCUUUCUUCCAACUUAGAAAAAUCUUACUCUUACUUCGCCAUCAUCUCUCUUGUUUUCUAAGAUCUCUUCUGUCCACGAAAACAAAUCUUCUCGGGUGGGUUUUCCCCGAUCUGGGUCGGAUCUGAUUCCUCGGAAGCAACGAAUCUCGAGGCUUCUUUUUGUUUUGGCUUUCCGGGAAAGGCUAGAAUCAUUCCUCUCUACAGGGAACUUUAAAAGAUAAAUUCCCCUUACUUGUGGUUGGUACCAGCACUCCAGCAGCUGAUUAGCUUCAAUCGUCCGUCUUUCGUCUGCUUCUUGAUCUGGGUAUACCAAAAAAAAAAAAGUUUCCUUUUUUGGCAAAAAAUAAAUUAUCGGUUUGGGAUUUCUAAUUUGGAUCUGUUUUGGGGAGUUGAAUGAUUGAAUUUCGAUUCCUAGUGUCUUAUAUCUGUUACAAGUUGUCGGCUUUACUCUAGGCAUUUGGGGGAUUUUGCUUGGGUUUUGGGUUUUAUCUCCAAAUUUUCAGAUUUGUUUCCUCUAGUCUGAUAUUCGGAGAGUUGCAAUUAGGUUUAUGAAUUGGUCUUGUGGUUUGCAAACCAAGACUCGUGUUUCUGAGUUGAGAGGGUUUUAGACUUUUAGGUUUUAAGAUGAUGUAACUUGAGUUGGGUUCCUCCUUGGUCUUUUUAAAGCUUUUUGUUUCUUAUAUCCAACUACCUGUGUUAUGGCAAGCACCAUUGAUGUUACCAAGUAUGGUCAUAGUCCUGCUCAUCAUGCUGUUGUCACCAGAGAUUAUGCCGGUCUCAAGAAAUUGUUAUCCGCUCUUCCAAAGAUGCGUGACCCGUCUGAGGUUAAGAACGAAGCAGCUUCUGUAGCUGAAGAGACAAAAGCUGACUCAAUCGCAGCCGUUAUAGACAGGCGUGAUGUCGUUAACCGAGACACCGCUCUUCAUUUAGCUGUAAAGCUUGGUGAUGAGACCUCCGCGGAGAUGCUUAUGGCUGCAGGAGCUGAUUGGAGCUUGCAGAAUGAGCAUGGAUGGAGCGCUCUGCAAGAAGCUAUCUGUGGUAGAGAAGAGAGGAUUGCUAUGAUUAUCGUGAGGCAUUAUCAGCCUUUGGCUUGGGCUAAGUGGUGCAGGAGGCUGCCUCGCCUUGUGGCUACUAUGCAUAGAAUGAGAGAUUUCUACAUGGAGAUCACUUUCCAUUUCGAGAGCUCUGUUAUACCUUUCAUUUCUAGGGUGGCGCCUUCGGAUACUUAUAAGAUUUGGAAGAGGGGUGCAAAUCUUAGAGCGGAUAUGACAUUGGCUGGGUUUGAUGGUUUCAGGAUUCAAAGAUCAGAUCAGACCAUACUUUUUCUUGGAGAUGGGUCAGAGGAUGGUAAAGUUCCUUCCGGUUCUCUUCUUAUGAUUUCGCAUAAGGAUAAAGAGAUUAUGAAUGCGUUAGAUGGUGCUGGAGCUCCGGCAUCAGAAGAAGAAGUUCGCCAAGAAGUGGCUGCGAUGUCCAAAACAAGCAUUUUCAGACCCGGGAUCGAUGUUACUCAGGCUGUUCUCUUCCCACAAUUAACAUGGAGGCGUCAAGAGAAGACAGAAAUGGUUGGGCAAUGGAAAGCAAAAGUGUACGAUAUGCACAAUGUAGUUGUUAGUAUAAAAUCAAGAAGAGUACCUGGUGCAAUGACCGAUGAGGAGCUUUUCUCAAACACUAAUCAAGAAAACGAUUCAGAAAGCGAGGAUCUUGGAGAUAUCUUGACGGAGGACGAGAAGAAGCAGCUGGAGUUAGCGCUCAAGUUGGAUUCGCCGGAAGAAUCUUCUAACAGCGAGAGCUCUAGGAUUUCUCAAAAGCAGAAUAGUUGUUCUUUCGAGGAUCGAGAGAUUCCGGUAACGGAUGGAAACGGGUAUUGCAAACAGGAGAAGAAAGGAUGGUUCAGUGGAUGGAGGAAACGAGAGGAAGGGCAUAAACGAAGUAGUGUUCCUCCAAGAAGUUCACUUAGUGUCGAUGAGAAAGUAAGCGAUCUUCUUGGGGACGAUGACUCUCCAUCUCGUGGAGGAAGACCGAUAAAGCCGGGAAGACACUCAACGGUUGAGACUGUGGUGAGGGAUGAAAAUCGGGGAUUAAGAGAUUCGUCAAAAGCUUCAACAUCAGAAGGCAGCGGAAGUAGCAAGCGAAAAGAAGGAAGCAAAGAGAACGAGUACAAGAAAGGGCUAAGACCAGUUCUUUGGCUUUCUGAGAGAUUCCCGUUACAGACAAAAGAACUUCUUCCAUUGCUCGAUAUUCUUGCAAACAAAGUCAAAGCAAUUCGGCGUUUGAGAGAGCUUAUGAUUACGAAACUACCUUCCGGAACAUUCCCAGUCAAGGUUGCUAUUCCGGUGAUUCCUACUAUUAGAGUACUUGUUACAUUUACAAAGUUUGAAGAGCUAGAAGCUAUUGAAGAUGAGUUUGUCACGCCACCAUCAAGUCCAACUUAUUCAGUUAAGAACAGUCCUAGAGAAGAAACACAGAACUCGUCAAGCUCGUCGUCCUCAUGGUUUCAGUGGAUCAAAACACCGAGCCAGCGUCCAUCAACAAGCUCGAGCUCUGGAGGUAUUAACAUCAGUAAAGCCGAAAACGACCAAGACCCAUUUGCAAUUCCAAGGGGAUACAAUUGGAUCACAUCUGAAGAGAAGAAAAAGAAGAUCCAAGAGAAGAAUAAAGCUAAGAAGGGUAAGUCAACUCAAAUCAGCUGAAGAAAGAGUAACACAAGUAAGAAGAAGAUCUUUCUUCGUCUCUGAGAACAUAAAAUACUGAAAUAGGAAAAAUCUAGCAGAUUAUUACUACUGGAAGGAAAACAAAACAAAUGGAACCUGUUUCCUGGUUCUUGUACUAAUAAACCAGGGAAAAACAAAAAAAAACAAAUUCAAUUAAAUAUAGUGGGGGAAAUUGAGGAAUGAUGUGGGUUUAUGUUGUUGUGACUUUUUCUCUGUCUUUUGCUUUUCUUCUGUUGGAUACGAUUAUUAUAUCAUCUUGAAAUAAGCUGCAA
This is a messenger RNA of Capsella rubella, 3099 nucleotides long. RefSeq names its product ankyrin repeat domain-containing protein 13C. Gene Ontology annotation, cellular component: cytoplasm. NCBI's taxonomy places the organism in Eukaryota, Viridiplantae, Streptophyta, Magnoliopsida, Brassicales, Brassicaceae. The transcript is spliced from 2 exons. Gene Ontology annotation, molecular function: protein binding. Bases 815 to 2806 code for a protein of 663 amino acids. The record is from RefSeq and is a predicted model, not a curated record.